This is a messenger RNA of Bombina bombina (fire-bellied toad), 4665 nucleotides long. RefSeq names its product SERTA domain containing 1 (gene SERTAD1). Lineage: Eukaryota; Metazoa; Chordata; Amphibia; Anura; Bombinatoridae. The record is from RefSeq and is a predicted model, not a curated record. Gene Ontology annotation, cellular component: nucleus. The transcript is spliced from 2 exons. Bases 392 to 1168 code for a protein of 258 amino acids. Gene Ontology annotation, molecular function: transcription regulator activity.
UAUCUUGUGUACAUACAUUGUUUCAACUGAACAUUAAAGGGACAGUCAAGUCCAAAAAAACUUUCAUGUUUCAAAUAGGGCAUGUAAUUUUAAACAACUUUCCAAUUUACUUUUAUCACCAAUUUUGCUUUGUUCUUUUGGUAUUCUUAGUUGAAAGCUAAACCUAGGAGGUUCAUAUGCUAAUUUCUUAGACCUUGAAGGCCGCCUCUAAUCUAAAUGCAUUUUGAUAGUUUUUCACCACUAGAGGGCAUUAGUUCACGUGUUUCAUAUAGAUAACAUUGAGCUCUUGCACGUGAAUUUACCAUGGAAACAGCUCUGAUUGGCUAAAAUACAUGUCUGUCAAAAGAACUGAAAUAAGGGGGCUGUCUGCUGAGGCUUAGAUACAAGACCAAUGUUGGCCAAAGGGGUUAAACGGAAGUUCUCAGAAGUGGAUGGAGGAAUGGGGAACAAUCCUGAGAAUGCUAUGAUGUCUCCGAGCCCUAGUUCAUUACCUGCAGUGCAGUCACAUUGCCUUAUGAACAUUUCUCUUGUGAAGCUUCACCGUAGUCUAAGACAUGUGGAGCCUAACUUGAGGCAUCUUGUGUUGGUUGCCAAUACCCUUCGGCGCCUUCAGGACAACAUGCAAACUGAGCCAACUACUCCAGCAGGGUCAAGAUCCACGGAAGAAACUUUAAAGAAGGACUAUUGCAAAUCUUCAGGUAUGGAGAACAAGAAACUAGCUCUAGACAACCAAGGAGAAGAUCCUUUGCUCUCGUGUAUGGAUGCCUCUCUUUACUCUUCCAUUUCUACCAUACUUGAGGACUUAAAUAACUUUGAGGGGCUCAGUAGUGCCCCCCUUUCUCAUAUAGACGAUGAUCAGCUGUGCUUUCCUAAGGAUAACAAUGUAGAUAUGAUCAGAGAGGACUCUGGGAAGCUGACACCUUCUUCUAGUUUUGUAAGUUCCUCCCCUUACCUUCUAGGGGACAAUUUUGAGGAUAUUUUUGAAGAUAUUGACACUUCCAUGUAUGAUAGUGACCCUUGGUCAAGUAGCAACCUGCUAAACUUCAAGUCCUUUUCUAACAUAAAUGAGACUGAUGAGAAAACAUUAUCAGAUACUCAGGGCUCUAUGCUGGAACUGAGUGAUUUGGACUAUUUGAUGGAUGUGUUAGUGGGUGCACAGAACUGCUGAUAGCCCCUGCAAUGGACUCAAUAAAAACAAUGAAGUAUCUUGCAACAAGACACUACUGUAUAUAACAUUGAACUUUUAAUUUAUUUGAUCAAUUACGGACUGAGUAGACGUACUCAACGGUUAUUGUGGAAAAUAACUGCUAUUAUUGCACAGCCUUUUCUUAUAAUGCGUCCUUUGUAUCAGGGGUCGGCAAUCGUGUGUCCCCAGAUGUUUUGGAACUACAUUUCCCAUCAGGCUGAGACACUUUUUAGGCAGUCUGAGCAUCAUGGGAAAUGUAGUUUUAAAACAUUCUGAGGGCCCAAGGUUGCUGACCCCUGCUUUGUAUCACUUGCUUAUGGAAGGUUAAAGGGAUAGGAAAGCCAAAAUUAAACUUGCAUGAUUCAGAUAGAGCACGUAAUUUUAAGACACUUUUUAAAAUGAACUUCUAUUUUUAAAUGUGCUUCAUUCUCUUGGUAUCCCUUGUUGAAAAAUAAUACGCACAUAUCCUACACUAGUGGGAGCUGCUGCUUAUUGGUGCCUGUACACAUUUGUCUUUUGUAAUUGGCUGACUAGAUAUGUUCAUCUUGCUGCCAGUAGUGCAAUGCUAUUCCUUCAGCAAAGGCUAACAAGAGAACAAAGCAAAUUUGAUAAUGGAAGUAAAUUGGAAAGGUGUUUGAAAUUGUAUGUUCUAUCCAAAUCAUGAAAGAACAUUUUGGAGUUUCCUGUCCCUUUAAGCUUGUUUUUUUUUUUUACCUAUCUUUGAAUUUACCUACAAUAGGUUAAUUUCAAUGUAUUGAAAUACAAGGUAAAAAAAUCUUCCCUUUUCAAAAUAAGCAGCUUUCUAUGCCAGUAUUUACAGUUAAUGAGAAAUUCUGCUUCCCCAAUUUUUUUUCUAGGGAAAGACCAGAACAAACCUUUUGAGAAAAUUACAAACACAAAUAUAUUGUACAUAUAAAUUAAAUUUCUAUAUUUUGUAAGUUUGCAUAUUUUAAAUUUCCUUAUAUGGACUGCUUUUUGUCUGAGAGCUAAAUAUUUUUAGAUUUUAUUUUUCUUCAAGCCCCUGUAACUUUCACAAGCUGACACAGAGCCAGCAUUUGUAAUCGCCUAUAUAUGAGACCAUGUGCAGGCAGCCAUUUUUAAAAUAUGGAUUACAUUUUUUUUUCAAAGCAGGAUAUUACUGAUCUUCUAAAAUGAGGCUGUAGCGAAUCAAUAAUUGGUAUAUUUGUUAUUGUUUUAUAAAAGACUUAUUUAUAGUGAUGUAAGCCAUGUCCGCUAAUUUUCUCAGUUAUGCCAAGUAUUGAUUGGGUGGAAUUAGUUUGUCAUAAUGUAAAAAUUGUAUAAUUUAUUUUGCGUCGCUAUCCAAUUUUUUUUUUUUUUAAAAAAAGGACCCAUUGCGUAAUUUUAGGGCCAUUUGAUAUUGAAUACUUUUUGGCCGGGCAGUGAUUCUUAAAAAAUUCAUUUUUUUAAUGCGUAUGAACGACUAUUAAUUUAUCAAGAUAAAAAUCAGAUAUUUGAAACGUCAUAAGUUUGCAAACUUAAAGUGACAUUAAACCUAAUUUUUGUCUUUCAUAAGGUAGAGGAUGUGCUUUUAAACAGCUUUCCAAUUUAUCUAUAUUAUCUCAUUUACUUUGUUCCUUUGUUGAAAAUAAUACACAGGUAGGCUCAGGAGCUGCUGAUUGGUGGCUGUAAAUAUAUGCCUCAUGCCAUUGGCUCACACAAUGCGUUAACAAUCUCCCAGUAAUGCAUUGCUGCUCCUUCAAGAAAGAAUGAAGACAAUUAGAUAACAAGUAAAUUGGAAAUUUGUUUAAAAUUGUAUUCUCUAUCUGGAUCAUAAAGUUUGUGUUUCGUGUCCCUUUAAAGCUGCAUAGAUGAACAAGGUUGCGUGAUUAGUGGUGCCUGUUCCGCUUUAUUGAUCACUGUAGCAAAUUAUUGAAUCGCCUACUUGUACCCUCACCUUCCUCACUCUUCAUGCCCUAUUGCUUUCAGUACAGAUCCUUAACACUUUCUUUAUAUGAUCACCUAUAACAAACCAAACACACACACAAUCCUCACUACUUAGAUAAUACUUUCUUAAGGGUUUGUACUAAUUUGUUGAUCCCUUAAAGGGACAUAAUACUCAUAUGCUAAAUCACUUGAAACUGAUGCAGUAUAACUGCAAAAAGCUGACAGGAAAAUAUCACCUGAGCAUCUCUAUGUAAAAAAAGAAGAUAUUUUACCUCAAAAUGUCUUUAGCUCACCAGAGUAAGUGCUGUGUAACAGUUAUACUUCAAAAACAAUAGCCAAUCAGCAUCAGCAGUGCUGAGGUAAUGCUUUGCCUUUGCUGUGAGCUCGUGAGAUUCCACUGAAAUCUCGUGAGAUUUCAUUGAACUUACUUAAACUGAAUAGUAAAUUAACAUGGCAGUGCCUGCACAUGAUAGAUGCACACUCCCUUGCAAGUCCUGGGACAAGCAUCCUGAUUGGCUGCUUAGUCUCUUUACAGUGGGAUGUGAAUACUUAGAAAAUGUGAUGUAAAAUAUCUUCCUUUUUCACAUAUUCAGGUGAUAUUUAGUCAGCUUUUUACAGCUAUGCUGCAGCACUUUCAAAUGUUUCAACAUUUGUGUAUCAUAUCCCUUUAAUCUUAAAAGUACUUCAAGAUAGCACCACUUUAAUAUUAUACACUCUUUUAUUGUGCACUCAACCACUCAAAGACCCACUGACACCUCCGUCUUUAUAUAUUUAUAACCCACACUGCUUGGACACGCGAUUUGGGAAUCACUGUUACCAUUACAUCUUUAAAUUAAAUUUAUUGGGUAAGAGUUUGUCCUCUGCUUCAAAAUGUUUGACUUUAUUUUUGAGGGGGAAAACAUUUGUUACUCGAUUUGAUAAAAAAAAUACUAAAUUUGGCGCCAAAGAGAAAGCAGAAUGGUGACAAUAACUACCUAGUCAUACAGCUCAUUAUAAUCAUGUCUGAUAUUGUGUAAAUAUAUUUAUUUAUCUGUUGAUUUGAUCACUAACGAUUAGGGGGACCCGAAAACAUAACUUUUAUUUAAAGGGACAUUGAAACCCAGACUUUUUCUUUCAUUAUUCAGAUAGAACAUGCCAUUUCAAAUUCCAAUUUACUUCUGUUGGCUAAUAUUGCUUCAUUCUCUUGGUAUCCUUUGUUGAGUUAGUGGCUGUAUAUAAUGUAAUGUGUUCACCUAGCUUCCAGUAGUCCAUUGCUGCUCCUUCAACAAAGGAUACCAAGAAAUGAAAGCACAUUUUAUAAAAGAAGUAAAUUGGACAUUUGUUUAAAAUGCUAUGAUAUCUUAAAUAUUUAGGUUUCAUGUCCCUUUAAUGUCCAUGAAUUUUAUGUAGUUGGAAAUCUGCUUUUCAAUCCAAAAAUAUCAGAAGCUUUAUGUUUGUCAGAUAUUUAUUGUCAAAUUUUCUGAUGGUCAUUUAAGAAUCAAUUUUCAUUAUAAUUUAUUUUUUUGUUGUUGUGAUUCUUAUUUAUCCUUUUGUGGAUAUUUAUGAUUGGAAUUAAAAGGGUUUUCAUAACUGAA